UCAGGUGGGCCGAGAUGGGGUGACAGGAACCGUCGGGUCAGUCGUGAUCAGCUGAUCCAUCGACAACAAACAUGGCAGCGGCAGAUGACCGGACCUUCCUCCAAGCCUUUGCGAACUCACUCGGAGCCCCAGAACCUGCAUUACGCCUUCUAAUAUCCAUAUUGAUAGGAUACCCACUCGUGUUAAUACAUCGCUACUCCUUGUACUGUAAAAACCCACUCACCCAACACCUCUACUUCAUAGCGUCUGGCGUCAGCAUCGCGCUCUUCAACUAUGGCCAGAAUGUGGUGCACUCAGCAAUCUGUGUGUUGGUGGCGUGGCUGCUCCUCAUGGUCAUUGGUGGGACGCUUCUCUCUGUUAUUAUUUCAUUCGUCUUUCAAAUGACGUAUCUCCUUGUGGGCUACUACAUGACUGGCACGGACACCUACGACAUCAAGUGGAGUAUGCCCCACUGUGUGCUGACCCUGCGCCUCAUCGCCCUCACCUACGAUGUGUACGAUGGGAGGAAAGACCCUGAAAAGCUGUCCGGCGACCAGCAGAAGACCGCCCUGCCAUUCACGCCAACCCUUAUAGAGAUUGCUGGCCACACCUACUUCCCUGCUUCCUUCAUGGUGGGGCCGCAAUUCUCCAUGCGGCGCUACCUGGACUUUGUCAAGGGUACCUUGGUGGGGUGUGAGCUGCCUCCAUGCCUUGUGCCGGGGCUGCUGCGUGGGAGCCUGGGGUUGUUUUACCUAGGAGUGUACCAAGUGGGCAUCAGCUGGAUACCCGACGCCUUCAUCAACUCAGACGAAUAUUACGACCUGGCACUGUGGAAGAGGCACAUCUACGUGGGACUGUGGGCCAAGAUCACAUUGUAUAAAUAUAUCUCCUGCUGGUUGAUAGCUGAGGGAGUGUGCAUCAUGUCAGGACUAGCUUUCAAUGGCCGGGACUCAGCUGGAGGUAUGCGAUGGGAUGGCUGUAGGAACGUCAAUGUCCUUCUCUUGGAGGGCUCAACACAAUUUGGCCACCUCAUUCAGUCCUUCAACACAAACACCAAUGCCUGGGUAGCGCAAUACGUGUACAAGAGGCUCAAGUUCCUGAAUAACCGCUACGUGUCCCAAGUGUCAGCGCUGGUAUUCCUGGCGGUGUGGCACGGCCUGCACUCGGGCUACUACGCCUGCUUCUUCAUGGAGUUUGCGGUCAUGAACUUUGAGAGAGACCUGUCGAACUAUGUGAAGCAGUACCCGCAGCUGCUCGCCAUUCUAAACGCUGGGCCCCUCAAGUACAUCAAGUUUGUGAUCCUGAAAAUUUACGUCAUUGUCUUCAUGGGCUACUGUCUGGGGCCUUUUGUUCUGCUCAAGCUCCACAGGUGGUGGCAGUUCUACUACUCCCUCUUUUUCUCGGGGCAUGUUGUGUUUGCUGGAUGGCCCCUCUAUGCCCCUGCAGUUAAGGCCUUGAUAAAAGCCAUUGGUGGGCAGAGAAUAAGGUCAGAAAAAGACAAAGACAAGUGAGGAGAGGCAAUAAGGUGUGGAAUUAGAGAAUGUGUGGGACUGUAUCUCUUGCAGUUUCUCUCUGGAUGUGAGAUGAUGAUGAAUGUGUCAAGUUAACCUACCUCUCAGCAGUCCGUCAGCUGCACCAACCUUAUUGACUGUCUAUAAGCACACCUGUAGCCCUUUCAUCUGUUACGAACUUGAUAAUAUCAUCUUAAUAUAAUUCACUUUAUAUGCAUUUAUUCAACUGUUCCAACAUCUUGUGAAUACGUACAUAGCCUUGUGUUUACAGACGACAGUAGUACUAUCCAAGCAAUAGUAUACAACAGCCUGUAGCUUAUAUUUAUAUCAUCAAAGACUAUUCCAGUUGGGGACCCACAUUUGUGUGAAAUAUUUUUGGAAUGGCUUUGAAGUAACAGCUGUUUCUAGUGAAAUUUUACAUCCCAUACACAGAGUAGACAGAUACCUGCAUAAUUGUCUGAUUACCAUGUUGGAGUUUUGUCACUGCCUUAAUUCCUUGCUCUGAACACUCAUUAUACGCAAUGUGAAAUGUAUUUUUGCAUCAUGCCCCUUCCACCUCUCCUUCUCACAUUAGUGGAUCUCAGUGUGCUGGUGAUUGGUUUCCUCUCAUCAAAACUUUUCCUCUGCUCUUCUGAAUUUUUACCCACAUGCUACAAGUACCCACAUAAGAUAAUUGGUGAAUACAUACUGAUUUUUUUAUUUAUUUAUUAUUUAGGUGGUUAAUUAAAACCUUGCAAUGGAUCACUUCUACAGCAGGGAAAUUAUUUAAUUUGACUUUAUCAUGGGGCUGAAUGACUGAACCUUGGUUUUCCUUGUCAAUAUUUAGAGUAGAUAAGUCAUUUUGAGAGUCUUGUCCAGUGUUCAAUUUCUAAAACUGUACUUAAACUUUUACCCUUCUUGAAGGUAGCACAUAGAGAUUACUUAAUCGGUAGAAAAGUGUUCGUUCACAGAGUUGUCAGAUGUUGCAAGUCAGUCUUAUAGCAUUGUAUUGUGAUGUCCUUGGUGAUGAAGGGAUGAAGAACAGUGGAAUAUGUUCUUUAGUGGUGUCACAAGAGAUCUUGAGGCGUUUAGCAACCAGGUGUGUGCGAGCAUAAGGAAACCAUUGAAACAUAGCAAGACGUUUAUACCCUGAAUGACCAGAUUCUUUCUAAGAGAGACCCUUUUGUAAUAGGUACUAUUUUUACUUGUGAACCUCCUAGCUGCAACAGUUAUAGUUGUGCUGCGUGAUAGAAUUGCUUUACCUGUUAUUUUCUUUAGUCUAGUUAUCAUGUUAGUGAAUCUUUACUGUUAUUUAUUUGCAUUUCUGUAGCCAAGCAAGAAUGUAUGUUUUAUGCUGUACAUAUUGUAUGUACUCAUAUGUAUACAUCCAUGAUUGUAAAAUGUAUGAACCUUGAAGGACUUCAUCAUCAAUACAAAUAAACCAUCACUUCCUACAAAAAAACUGUGUACAAUACUACACUGUAUGAUAGUUCACCUCUGUGUCUAGCUCAUAGUCCAGUAGGUAUUGGUCACUAUUGAUCUGCAGUGAGUGAUAAACUAAGACUACUCUACAUUCAUUAUUCUUGUAAUGUUAUGUUUUUGUUGAUGCUUUGAGUGUCGGGGAGCACCGGGCAUGGGCAAGGCGGAGAAGCAAGAAGGACCUCCUGUCCCGAGGGCCUCACAGCCUGGGCCCAGGUUACCACUACAGGGUUUUUAUUAAUAGAUCGUCUUUUUUCACAUUUUUAGUCACUGAUAAGUUUGAGGUGUUUGGCACCUAGUAUUUUGUAAAAUUUCUUCUUUUGAUAAUAGUAAUUUGCAAAUCAUUGCUGCUAUUUGUAUUGUCACCACCAAGUGUCCAUAUAGUGUGUAGAGUUGCACAUGACCUGUACAUUGAAAUCAUUGAAUUAUCUAACUUGGGGAAGGUAAUGAUUGGAACAAUGUUUCUUUUUAUUAACAUCUGAACUGCAAUGAGAAAUGUUCCAAAGUAAUUAUUUGCUUUUAUGCCAAAACUGACCAAUGUAGCAUUGUUUAAGUCUGCAGUGUGUCCAGAUGUGAGAAUUGUUUAAUAGUCAUAAAAAUGUGCACAACAGGUAACAUAUUAUGCCCUUAAUAAUGUUUGUCAUGUGAUUUUAUAUUGUGACACACAAUUUAUCAAAUGAAUUGUCAUUCAGGAACAAAUAUUUCUAAGAAUCUUGAAUAUUUUGACUUUGUUUUCAAUAAACAAACAGAUCCUGAA
Eriocheir sinensis (Chinese mitten crab) is the source of this 3705-nucleotide messenger RNA. RefSeq names its product lysophospholipid acyltransferase 5-like (gene nes). Gene Ontology annotation, cellular component: membrane. The record is from RefSeq and is a predicted model, not a curated record. Gene Ontology annotation, biological process: lipid modification; phosphatidylcholine biosynthetic process. Gene Ontology annotation, molecular function: 1-acylglycerophosphocholine O-acyltransferase activity; lysophospholipid acyltransferase activity. Lineage: Eukaryota; Metazoa; Arthropoda; Malacostraca; Decapoda; Varunidae. The coding region runs from base 72 to 1490 and encodes 472 amino acids. The transcript is spliced from 11 exons.